AUGGGAAAAUUAUUCCAAAGCCUGUUUCUUGCAGUUACCGUGUUUAUUCAACUGAAGAGCAAUGGUGCUGUAGUGGAGGCUGGAGAUACUCUUUUGCUGGGUUCCUCGCUUACUGGAAAUCAGACAAUUAUUUCAAAGAAUGGCACAUUUGAGCUGGGAUUCUUCAGUCCAAAUGGAAACAACUGGUAUAUUGGCAUCUGGUAUGCCCAAUUACCAGAGAAGACGUCUGUUUGGGUGGCUAACAGGGAGACUCCAGCAAGAAACCGGUCGGGCGUUUUGAAGCUCUCACGAGAAGGUAAUCUGAUACUGUUCGAUGCAGAGGGCGCAUCUCUUUGGUCAGUCAACACAACAAACAAGGCCUCCCGAGCUGUGAUAUUGGAUUCUGGUAAUUUUGUAGUUAUGAGAAAUGGCAAUAAAUCUGAAACUUUUCGGCAGAGUUUCGACAAUCCCGUCGAUACCUGGUUGCCAGGGAUGGUAGUUGGUGGAGAGCGAAAGCUAGUCUCUUGGAAAAACUCAUUGGAUCCUGCUCUAGGGCUUUUUUCCUUACACACGAAUCUAUCUGGGGCCAAACAAUUCGUGCUGACAUGGAAUAAUUCUGUACAGUAUUGGGAGAGCGGGGCUUGGGACGGCAAAAUUUUAAGUGGAAUUCCAGAACUUUAA
Molecule: messenger RNA, 660 nt
Organism: Cryptomeria japonica (Japanese cedar)
Lineage: Eukaryota; Viridiplantae; Streptophyta; Pinopsida; Cupressales; Cupressaceae
Product: putative inactive G-type lectin S-receptor-like serine/threonine-protein kinase SRK
Exons: 1
Coding region: 1-660 (219 amino acids)
Source: RefSeq, a predicted model, not a curated record